UGUUGUAAAGGGUUGUCAAUGUGGUUGGGGGCAGCAAAAGAUCUGACAUCUUAACUUGUGACUCCGAAGUCGCAAUAGAGAGAGAGAGAGAGAUCUUUCUCCAGAACCCCCCCACCAACCCUCGCAGGCCUUUCCUCCCAACUCCCACUCCCACAUUCGACAACAGCACACGGCAGAAAACCACCUUAACCCCCCUCAAACAACUAGAAUCACGCAAUCUUUUUUCAAUUUCAACGCACAAUGACAGCAUUGGAUGCUGUCCCAGCCCGGGAACAACCCCAGCACCACCUCACCCUCCUAUCAGAUUUAACCCCGCCCUCUCUUGAACGCACAUGGCUCACAGCACCCCAUCCUACUCUCCCCCUUGUUGCAACCUGCAGCUCGGAUAAAACGGUCCGCGUCUACUCCCUGAUCAAUUUCCGGCUGCUAUCUACCAUCUCUGGGGGCCAUAAGCGGAGCGUACGGACAUGCGCCUGGAAACCCAAUAUCCAGGGCGAAAGCGUGCUGGCGACGGGCAGUUUCGACGCAACCGUUGGCAUCUGGCGACGAUGGGAUAACUACGGACAAUUUAACGACAGCACACUCAACGACGACAACGAGGGCCGUCAGCCACGACACGGAUCCCAACCUGGGGAGGAAAAAGAAGAACAAGGCGACGACAACGAUAACAACGAUGACGAUGACGAAGAAUGGCGUUUCGCUGUGCUUCUGGACGGCCACGAUAGUGAAGUCAAGUCCGUUUCCUGGUCUGCGUCGGGCUUGCUUCUUGCCACUUGCUCGCGGGACAAGUCGAUCUGGAUCUGGGAGGAUCUGGAUGACGGGGACAACAACUUCGAGACCGUUGCGGUGAUGCAGGAGCACGAGGGCGAUGUCAAGGUUGUUUGCUGGCAUCCGGCCGAGGAGUGUUUGGCGAGCGCGAGCUACGAUGAUACCAUCCGGUUGUGGAGAGAGGAUAUCGAUGAUUGGGGGCAGGUUGCGUGUAUCCGGGGUCAUGGGGGUACAGUUUGGGGGCUUGACUGGGAAGCGGUGGAGAAUAUCCCCUCCUCCUCCUCCUCCUCCUCCUCCUCCUCCUCUUUUCCUCUUUCUAGCUCUGCCAAUUCCGUUGGUGACGACCGGAGUGGUAGUGAUCUAGUCGUAUCUCAAUGGAAGACAUGGCACGCUCUCUCCGGUCCACGUCUAGCAUCCUGCUCGCAUGACAAAACGGUGCGGAUCUGGCGCCGACAGCCAAAAGAAAGACCUACCGGUAGUGGGAUUCCCGCCGCCAGCGCAAUCCCUAGUAUCAUUCGACCCACGGGGACGGACGAAAUCUGGGAAGAGGAUACGAUUCUGCCACGGGUGCACGAGUUAUCCGUUUACGCUGUCGCCUGGAGCAAAAAGACAGGGCUACUUGCUUCCGUGGGCGCGGAUGGGAGAAUUGUUGUAUACGAGGAGCGAUUUGUUCCUUUGUCGUCGGGGGAGCCGCAGCCGAUGGAGACGGAUGAUGCUCUCGGUGCUGCUGGUGCUGAUUCUUCCACUUCUGCGAGUGAAUCCACCCACCCACCUACAGACUGGAAGGUCAUUGCUAUUAUGGACGGUGCACAUGGAAUCUACGAGAUCAACCAUGUCGCGUGGGCGAAUCGCGCUGAUCGUGGCAGGGAGGAAGGCAAAGAGGAGGAAGUGCUAGUGACGACUGCGGAUGAUGGAAGUAUCAAGGUUUGGACAGUUUCGCAGUAAUCUAUCUACCUGAAUUAUCAGAUCAGCAGUAGACUGGUCAAUUCCUGGUUCAAGAACGCAAGCCAUCUCUACUGAGUGAUAUUUGAUAAAUAGGGAUCGAUCGUUGAGCAGCCCGUCAUGCAGAGAUGGCAUACAGUCGGUGAUCACCUGACGCCCGGUCCCACCUGACGCCCGAUUUCACCACUACCAGCAAUAUUGAAUAUGAAGCAAUUCAACUAUAUAUAAUUAUUAUUAUCGCGUGAUCUUUUAGUAGAUAAAUAUAGUUAUUAUUAGGACUCUAUAUAUAGUUUUUAAUUGGUCUGAAA
This is a messenger RNA of Aspergillus ochraceoroseus IBT 24754, 2018 nucleotides long. It is a transcript of the gene cia1, whose product is annotated as iron-sulfur cluster assembly protein CIA1. Gene Ontology annotation, cellular component: cytosolic [4Fe-4S] assembly targeting complex. Gene Ontology annotation, biological process: iron-sulfur cluster assembly. The record is from RefSeq and is a predicted model, not a curated record. The transcript has a single exon. Bases 241 to 1713 code for a protein of 490 amino acids. Lineage: Eukaryota; Fungi; Ascomycota; Eurotiomycetes; Eurotiales; Aspergillaceae. Gene Ontology annotation, molecular function: protein binding.